AGGCUUCUUGGGAGCUUUGUCUCACAAAGUCCUUGAUGUAAAGAUUUCUUAAUGUUGGACGAAUUAAAAGUCAGUGUCAGACGAAUCACAAGCACAACAUCGAAUGCAUGCUAGUCGCACAGCAGUUGCGAACGGUCCAGAAGAGUUUGUGACCGUGUGAUUGAAUCGGCUGUACGACGUUGUGCCCCUCCUACACGAAAAAUUACAGUAUUUUGACAAGCAGAGAAAAGUCGCAUUGCGGUUGAUCUUAAUAGAUUUCACUAGCUCAUCAGUCCCCCCGUUUUUACUUUUGAAGAUUUUCAUCGUAAGCCGCAUUACUGAAAACACCAAAAGAUGGCGGCGGUCGCAAGCACCGCCUCGGGCGGCGGGUUGAAAGUUUUCACCGCCGACGAGGUGGCCAAGCAUAAUACCUUUGGGGAUCUGUGGUUGAUCGUUGACAACAAGGUCUACGACGUGUCCAAAUUUGCCAACGUCCACCCCGGUGGCAAGCAUAUCCUGCUCGACGUUCCGAACAACGAUGCCACGGAAUAUUUCUACGCGUUCCACGCAACGGACGUAUUUUUCGACAAAAUGUCUUUCAUGAUGCAUAUUAAGUUUCCCCCGAUCAUCUUCUUCAAAACGCCGAGGAUUUUUUUUUUGGCUGGUAUCGGUAUGAUCAGUGCUCCAGGUCUGCCCCGUCAUUAUGGUUUUUUCUUUUUUGAGCUGGUCUUUUUCCACCCAAUUUCUCGUUUUCAUUUUUCAUAUGAUGAAAAUGCAGGUGCUUGACAAGUACCACAAAAAGUUGUGUAUCGGCACUGUGGAGGGCAAGACCGAGCAAAUCUAUGAGCCGAAGCAGAAGGCCAAGGGCGGCAAGAAGCUGGAUGUGGCCACCGCCCCGGCGGAGCAGCUGCUGAAGGAGCAUCCGCUGCUGUGCCGCACACCCUUUGGCGAACCGGCAAGUAUGAAGCGGUUCUACGCGAGCCCCUACCAUAACGAGACGCACCUGCGAUUUCGCCUCGGGUGCCGCGAGUUUUUCCACGAAAUGCUACCGGAAGCGGAGGAGCUGGAAGAGAGUCAGGACUACAUUCCCAACGAAAUCUGGGAGGAGUUCGGAAAAACGGGCAUGUUUGCUUGCUCCAUCGGCGUCACCGCCAUGCCGGCCGUGAAAAAACUGGGGUUGCCGCUCCCGGGAGGCAUCAAGCCAGAGGAAUUCGACUUCUUCCAUGAGCAGAUCCUCCAUGAAGAAGCGGCAAGGAUACUGCCACCGAGGUAAGCAGUCAGGUUUGAUACGUAUAUAGUACAAAACAAUACGAAUAUUACUCUGGUGGGUCAACCUCUUAUGCCCACGCCUCAACUUGAUGACCCAGGAUUUCUGCGAGUUGUGAUGCUGUUCUCAGAAAUAAACCAACGAAGCAAAUUGUGAUGAGCUAAAAACGUAGUUCAAUUUCAAUCAAAAAUUUCAAAAUCCGAUACAGCUUUCUGGAUGGUAUUUUUGCGGGUUUCAACAUUGGUCUCCCCCCGAUCAUGAACUUCUAUCACGGUCCCGACAAAAUGGAGAUGAUUGCCAACAUCCUGCUCGGCAAGAAAAAGGUUGCCCUCGCGAUCACUGGUCCGGAGGCGGGUUCGGACGUGGCCAAUCACCAGUGUAUUGCGAAGUUUUCGGAAGACAAGAAGACCUUCACGGUGCGGGGCUUGAAGAAGUGGAUCACCGGUGGCUGCCAGGCCGACUACUUUGUCACCGCGGUGCGUACGGGCAAGCCUGGCCUCAAAGGAAUCAGCAUGCUGUUGAUCAAACGCGAGGACGGAAACGUGCUGACUAAGCAACUGUCAACCUCCUACGGGAAAACCGCAGCCACCGCACUGGUUCAGUUUGAGGACGCCAAGGUUCCGGUCGAGGGCCGUCUCAUGGGCGUGAAGAAGGGAGACGAACUGAACAAGGGCUUCCAGUGCAUCAUGCUCAACUUCAACCACGAGCGGUGGAUGAUUUGGUAAGUAUUCACUUCCACUCAGACUGUUUUUUUCUGACAAUAAGUCAAUCUUGACAUGAACAGUAAAGUAAAGGAUCAUGUUGAAAUGUACUACGACGCUCAAGCAUGAAAUUUUUCUCGAUUACAUUCGAAAAGACCGAUCGAGCAAUGAUCUUCCACAGCGCCAAUGCUCUGGGCAUGCAACGCGUCGUAGUUUCGGAUUGCCUCCAGUGGUUGACUAUCAAAUGUAAAAAUGUCUGGGUCUGGAAGAUUGCCAGGUUUGUCAUGCAUGUUUUGCAUGACCCCUGACGUCUGUGAUGCAUGCCCUAGCAUCACAGAUUUUGUGAGGGCUACCUGAUGCCUAUACCGCAUGACAAAUGCUCUUUCAGUGCAGCAAAACUUGGACUCUCUUUCUUGCUGCUCAUGCAAUACAGAUUUUUUUACAAUCCAAAGCCAGCAUGACAAACAUGCAUUCUUCCAGACCCAGACAUUUUUACAUUUGAUAUUGACCCAGCGGAAGGCCUUCGGUCGACCGCUGUCGGACCAGCCGGUGCUGCGGUUCAAGUUUGGCCAGAUGGUGGCUAUCCUGAGUAAAAACGUACCCACACCAGAGUUGUAAUGCAGAUUCGCAAAGACAUGAAGACUUGUAAUGCGCAUCCCCAUGAGAGCCAUUUCCAAUCGUGUUUUGGAAUUUGUGAUGCUGUGAACAGGAUGAGCAGCUGGAUUUGUGAUGCGGCUGCACUUGCUAACCUGCACUACACUGCAGAGUGCAACUUGUCAUGCGUGACUCGCAAAACUCCUAGGUUUGUGUUGCAAAAUCCUCAUCCUGACUCUGGUGUGGGUGCGUUUUUACUCAGGAUAGUGGCUGCUCUGGAGUCACUGCAGAGCUACAUGGACCACGUCACCUACCAGAUGAAGGUGUACUACGACCGGGUGAUGAGCGACCCGAAAACCUGGAAGACCCGGGAUUACCUCGCGGGCGAGAUCGGGCUGCUCAAGUACCAGACCACCCGCGUGAGCACCUUGCUCGCAGACAACGGGUGCCAGAUUUUCGGCGGCCGGGCGGUCACCCGCACGGGCAUGGGGAAGAAGAUGGAGCGCUUCAACCGCAUGUACAAAAUCUCGUCCAUCUACGGCGGCAGCGAGGAAAUCAUGGCCGACCUCGGGGUGCGACAAGCGCUGCGCGAGUGGACGCCCGAAGACAAACUGAAAGCCAAGCUGUAG
Molecule: messenger RNA, 3170 nt
Organism: Amoebophrya sp. A120
Lineage: Eukaryota; Dinophyceae; Syndiniales; Amoebophryaceae
Source: the annotation of a GenBank genome assembly